Molecule: messenger RNA, 1646 nt
Organism: Salarias fasciatus (jewelled blenny)
Lineage: Eukaryota; Metazoa; Chordata; Actinopteri; Blenniiformes; Blenniidae
Gene: micu2
Product: mitochondrial calcium uptake 2
Exons: 11
Coding region: 51-1325 (424 amino acids)
Biological process (GO): mitochondrial calcium ion homeostasis; calcium import into the mitochondrion
Cellular component (GO): uniplex complex
Molecular function (GO): calcium ion binding
Source: RefSeq, a predicted model, not a curated record
CGUAUCGACCCAGCUGCUGUCCGCGGAGCUCCGUCCUCCGCUUCCUGAACAUGGCUCGCUGGGGGAGAGUCGCUGCGGCGCUGCGCUCCGCUCUCAGGAGCUCCCGUUCCGGGAAGAGUUUCUCCGUGGGCCGGACUGUCGGCCCGGCCUUACUGGGCUCCGCUGUGGGAACCGGAGCGGUUUGUUUCUACCACCUCCAGGUGAAGCGGAGCGCCGUGCCCGGCGGGGCGGUGCUCGCUCAGGAGCAGAAAGACCCUGCAGCUCCACACAUGUCUGCCAGGAAGGUGCGCUUCAUCCAGUUCGCCUCGGUGGUCUACGAGGACGAGCCCUACAUGACCCCCCGGGACUUCCUGUUCUCCGUCAUGCUGGAGAGCGUCGACCGGAAACUGGAAAAAAGAGUUUUAACAGCACAGGACGUGGACAGCAUGCUGGCCGCCGCCUCCAGCGCCCGACCCGGGAACGACCUCUUCAGAGCGCUGGGAGACAACGGACUCAUCUCCUACACCGAGUACCUGUUCCUGCUCACCAUCGUGACCAAGCCGCGCACAGGAUUUCACAUAGCUUUCAAAAUGCUGGACGUGGACGGGAACGAGCACGUGGACAAGAAGGAGUUCCUCAAGCUGAAGAAGAUCAUCGGGAAAAGUAAGAGGAGAGUCCAGAAGGACGAGGCGGAGGCGAGAACUCAGAGGGCCGCCGUGGACGCAGACGGAGUCAACACCUCCCUGCAGGCCUACUUCUUCGGAAAGAAAGGACACGGAAAACUGCAGUACCAGCAGUUCCACCGGUUCAUGGAGGACCUGCAGGCGGAGGUGCAGGAGAUGGAGUUCCGUCAGUUCUCCAGAGGGAUGGACACCAUGCGCAGGGAGGACUUUGCGGAGUGGCUGCUGCACUACACCAGCGAGGAGGACAACGAGGUGUACUGGGAGAACAUGAGGAAGAGGAUCCCGGCCGGCCAGAGCAUCACCUUCGAGGAGUUCAAGGCCUUCUGCCUGUUCACCAACAACCUGGAGGACUUCGCCUUCUCCAUGAAGAUGGUGACGGAAGCCAACCGGCCGGUGGGGAUGGCUCAGUUCAAGCGCGCGGUGAGGAUCGCCACGGGUCACGACCUGUCGGAGAACGUCCUGGACACCGUCUUCAAGCUGUUCGACAUGGACGGAGACAGCUGCCUGAGCCACAAGGAGUUCAUCGGCGUGAUGACGGACCGCGUGCUGCGGGGGCUCAAGGUGAAACAUCAGAGCGGCAUCGGAGGCUACUGGAAGUGUGUGAAGAGAGAGACCCUGAAGGGGGCGCAGGAGGCCCUGGGAGAGACCGGGAGCCCCUUUUGAACCACUACUCAACCACAUCAUUUCUCACCACUAGAUUAUGUACAAACAUGUUUACAGAGCAGGUGUGUGUGUUUGUGUGUUUACACUUUGUAUAUUGAUUGGUUUGGUGUUCUGUGGUAAAUCCCAGUGCUCUUUCUCUUGCCCCUCUUCUGAGCUUUUAUUUUGAAGUUCUCCCCUGUGGCCACAUUCUUUAAGAUAAUCACUGCAGUCAAAUUCAUGAUAUAAUUUCGUGAGUUAUUGGGAUGAAUGGCACUUACUGAUCUUGCACAAUGUUGGGAACCAUUUCAGUUCUGUUUUUUGCCAUUAAAAUAAGGACCAUGA